Messenger RNA from Branchiostoma floridae (Florida lancelet), 2840 nucleotides. RefSeq names its product kelch-like protein 24. Bases 148 to 1923 code for a protein of 591 amino acids. Lineage: Eukaryota; Metazoa; Chordata; Leptocardii; Amphioxiformes; Branchiostomatidae. The transcript has 2 exons. The record is from RefSeq and is a predicted model, not a curated record. Gene Ontology annotation, molecular function: protein binding.
UAUAAAUUCGAAGGUUGUAGGUGAGACCCACAAUGCAUUGUACCUAGUUUGCUGACUUUUGACCUUUGCGGUGGCGGGAAGUAACUUUGGAACCAUAUUUUCUGCUUUUAUUUCUGUCCGUUCUACUUCCAUCCCCAGAAAAGUACAAUGGACGACGGUCAGUCAAAGGACGAUAGUCACACCACGGAAGUCAGUGAGACAGUGGAUGAGAAAGUGGACGGUGGACUAGAGUGUGACGACUCUGACUGGUAUCCAGCCACUUUCCUGCAGCGGUUACUGGACUUCAGGUCGGAGGGUCACCUGUUGGAUGUAACGCUGUGUGCGGAAGGGAAGGAGAUCCCCUGUCACCGCCUGGUCCUGUCUGCCUUUGCUGAGUACUUCCAUGCCAUGUUCCGCGGAGGCCACAGUGAGAGUAAGAAGGACAAGAUAGAGAUAGGAGGGGUGAGUGCAGAGGCACUGCAACAGCUGGUGGACUAUGCCUACACAUCCAAAAUCACCGUCACCACUGAUAAUGUCCAGUCACUGUAUGAGGCUGCUAAUAUGCUGCAGGUAAAGUCUGUUGAGGACAGGUGUGAACAGUUUCUCACAGACAAGUUGAGUCCUGAGACAUGUUUGGAAAGCUGGGUACUGGCAGACAAGGUGUCAUGCAAACGAUUGUUAGAGAAGGCAAAAUUCCAUGCUUUAAAAAAUUUUGAACAAGUCUGCAUGACCGAGGAGUUCCUUGAGCUACCUGUAGACAUUCUAAAGGCAUAUCUCUCAGAUAGUGGCCUUCAUACUAAGAAAGAAGAACAAGUGUUGGAAGUGAUCAUGCGUUGGGCAGGACAUGAUCUUCAACAGAGACAAAUACAUGUCAAGGCGCUCCUUGAGUGUGUUUGUUUCUCACAUGUGGACCAAGACUAUCUGAAGGACAUUCUGAAGAAAGACAGAACAUUGUCAAGCAUUCCUGGAGUCAAGGAACUGAUACAGGAUCAGUCUAUGCACGCUAGGCCUCGUCAUAUCCAUCAAGAGGAAAUUCUUGUUCUAGGUGGCAUCAAACAUGUCAUGCAACCAGAGGAAGAGGAUAACAAGGACAUAUACAGACUUAGCCUCAACUGUGAUUGUGUUGACAUUUCUCCAUUGCCAGAAUUUCUUUUGGAAAGCGACGGAUAUGAAGCUUGUGUUGUUAACAAUGAUGUUGUUAUAACAGUGGCUCAGUCAUUUUCUGAAUGCAAAGUAUGGCAGUGUUCACUUAAUUCUUUUACUCAGCUGGGAAAUCUUGUUAGGAAAGAGAGACAAUUCAAUAGUGUUGUAGCUUUACACGGACAGGUGUAUGUUCUUGGCGGUAUUACCUUACCCAAUUGGGAACCAGUAUAUGAUGUUGAGGUGUACAGUGAAACGACUGAUAGUUGGAAUCUGGUAGCACCAUUGUCAUUACAAGGGGGAGUAAGGGACUUUGGCAUAACCACCUGUUCUAAAAAGAUCUUCGUAUUCGGUGGUAAAACUGGACAGUGUACUCAGUUGGACUACUGUCAUAUCACAGAUGCUGUUCAAUGUUAUGACCCUUCUUUAAAUGUGUGGACUUUUGUUUCAUCACUACCAAAUCCAAUGCAUGGUGUGAUGGCAUGUACAGUUAACUGUAAGAUAUAUUUGGUUGGAGGACAGUUACCACAUGUUCUGUGCUAUGAUCCUCAGCAAGAAUGCUAUGUGAGAAUGACUGGCCGACUAGCCCCAUGGUGUGCAUGUGGUGCCACUGUGUGUGGCUCUGACGUCUACAUCAUUGGUGGCUGUGACAGAAAGUAUUCACUCAGUGAAACUGAUGAUGAUGAUUAUGACUCCCAUACUGCAGUCCAAUGUUAUAAUGUGCCGAGUGAUACCAUGAUCUUACUGAAGAAAUUCCCACACCCAAUCUCUGAGCACGUCAGUGUAACAAUACCAAAACUAUAAGCUAGAGUUAAGUGUUAACACAGAGCUAGAUUUUACUUACGUUUCAUGGUCGUAGCCGGGUUCUACCCAAGAUUUUAUGUUAGUGGUAUUAUGGCAAAGUAGUAGAGCGUUCAGUUGGGUGGUCUUUUAACAGUGAGGAGAUUUUGAAAAUACAGUAAUAGGGUAAAAAGUUGCCAUUCUAAGGUUACUCACGACAAAAGUGGACAUUUAACACCAUAUGUAAUGAGAACCUGGAUUUUUAGGGUCGGUUUGGAGGAUCAUAUCAAUAUGUAUUUCAUAUUUGAUCAGACAUUGCUACACAAGUAAAUACUUGGUAGCAAAGUAUCACUAUGCUAGUUGAAAAGUAGCGCAGUGGUCCUUGUGUAGCGUGGUGGUCGCAAAUUAUAGUGUGAUUGACCAACAUGCUAAAUGUAUACUAGCUAGAAUCCUUGGUAGACUUGAAGUUGCGCUGGCAAUGAUGUUUAGGGUAGCAUGUUUAACCCUUUUGAGAUAUCAUUUAAUUGAAAAAAAUCCACAGAUAUAAUAGUAGUAGUCCCUUUUCAUAUGCAAUUUGAUUAUUGAUUGUCUUUGGAAUUUUUUAUGGACCUAUACUCACAGAUUUGAGCAUUUCUGAUAGAAUGUACAAGGGGACUUGAUAUAUUGCGGUAAUUCAAUGAGGACUAUUGAUAGAAAACAUAGUAAGUUGCUUUUAGUAAGAACUUGAUUUAACCAAUGAUAUCAUUAUAAUAUCGUUCUCACUUAUGGUUGUUUAGUAUGUCAUCUUCCUUGGAACACCCCUGCACAAUUGGUUUAAACACCUUCCUGGCCGUCACUAUGGUAACGGUGUGUACCUCAUUGGUUUGUAUUUAUCUUCAUCAGAUAUCCUUCAGCUCACAAUGUAAUAAAGAACAAGAAGGUGCUUCCCGAGACAAACAAAA